Messenger RNA from Trichoderma aggressivum f. europaeum, 1293 nucleotides. Its product is annotated as CAZyme family GH18. Gene Ontology annotation, cellular component: extracellular region. Gene Ontology annotation, biological process: carbohydrate metabolic process; chitin catabolic process. The coding region runs from base 1 to 1293 and encodes 430 amino acids. The record is from RefSeq and is a predicted model, not a curated record. The transcript is spliced from 4 exons. NCBI's taxonomy places the organism in Eukaryota, Fungi, Ascomycota, Sordariomycetes, Hypocreales, Hypocreaceae. Gene Ontology annotation, molecular function: chitin binding; chitinase activity.
AUGUUGAGCUUCCUCGGAAAAUCUGUGGCCCUGUUGGCUGCGCUGCAGGCUACUCUCAGCUCUGCAAGCCCUCUGGCUACCGAAGAUCGCUCUGUUGAGAAGAGAGCCAACGGAUACGCAAACUCCGUCUAUUUCACCAACUGGGGCAUCUACGACCGCAACUUCCAGCCUGCCGAUUUGGUGGCAUCAGAUGUCACUCAUGUCAUCUACUCCUUCAUGAACCUCCAGGCAGACGGCACAGUUGUCUCUGGCGAUACCUACGCUGAUUUCGAGAAGCACUAUGCCGAUGAUUCUUGGAAUGAUGUCGGCACCAAUGCCUACGGCUGUGCCAAGCAGCUGUUCAAGGUCAAGAAGGCCAACCGAGGCCUCAAGGUUCUACUCUCCAUCGGUGGCUGGACCUGGUCCACCAACUUCCCUUCCGCAGCAAGCACGGAUGCCAACCGAAAGAACUUUGCGCGAACUGCCAUUACCUUCAUGAAGGAUUGGGGUUUCGAUGGUAUUGACGUCGACUGGGAGUACCCUGCCGAUGCCACCCAGGCCUCCAACAUGGUUCUUCUGCUCAAGGAAGUCCGAUCUCAGCUGGAUGCUUAUGCUGCCCAGUACGCCCCUGGCUACCACUUCCUCCUCACCAUUGCUGCCCCAGCUGGCAAGGACAACUACUCCAAGCUGCGCCUGGCCGAUCUUGGCCAAGUCCUCGACUACAUCAACCUCAUGGCCUACGACUACGCUGGUUCCUUCAGCCCCCUCACCGGCCACGACGCCAACCUGUUUGCCAACCCGUCCAACCCCAAUGCCACCCCCUUCAACACCGAUUCUGCUGUCAGGGAUUAUAUCAACGGAGGUGUUCCCGCCAACAAGAUUGUUCUCGGCAUGCCCAUCUACGGACGAUCAUUCCAGAACACCGGUGGUAUUGGCCAGUCCUACAACGGAGUUGGAGGUGGAGGUGGUGGCUCUACUGGAAGCUGGGAGGCUGGUAUCUGGGAUUACAAGGCUCUUCCCAGGUCCGGCGCCACCAUCAAGUACGAUGAUGUCGCAAAGGGUUACUACAGCUACAACGCCAACACCAAGGAGCUCAUCUCUUUCGAUACCCCUGACAUGAUCAACACCAAGGUUGCCUACCUCAAGUCUCUUGGCCUGGGAGGUAGCAUGUUCUGGGAGGCCUCAGCCGACAAGAAGGGAUCUGACUCUCUGAUUGGAACCAGCCACAGAGCUCUUGGAGGUCUGGACACGACUCAGAACCUGCUGAGCUACCCCAACUCCAAGUAUGACAACAUCAGGAACGGUCUGAACUAA